This is a messenger RNA of Linderina pennispora, 372 nucleotides long. RefSeq lists its product as uncharacterized. The transcript is spliced from 3 exons. The record is from RefSeq and is a predicted model, not a curated record. NCBI's taxonomy places the organism in Eukaryota, Fungi, Kickxellomycota, Kickxellomycetes, Kickxellales, Kickxellaceae. The coding region runs from base 1 to 372 and encodes 123 amino acids.
AUGGACAGCCGAUUCGAAUGGGUAGCAGCACGAGACGGCGCAAUUCCGCCGCGAGCCAUCGCUGGCGGGGUCGAGCGCGACGGGCGGCCGCUGUUCAUUGCACGAGCGUUUUUCAAGGGCGGGCUCCACCCAGGCAAGGCGGCGCCACAUAUCCAGAACGGCGGGUUUGCAAUGGGGUGGGGCGGGGGCGAACACAACCUGAACGAGUACUUUGUGCUGUGCGGCAACGCCAACGCAGUGCAGUGGGUAGCUGCCGGCAAGGAAGCCGACGGCGUGCCGCUGUUUGUGGCCAAGGCCAAUUUCCAGAACUCGCAGCAGUUGGCCUGGGAUUCGGCGGCCGGGAGCACAAUGAGAGGAACUACCAUGUGUUAG